This is a messenger RNA of Fundulus heteroclitus (mummichog), 4398 nucleotides long. Its product is annotated as bone morphogenetic protein receptor type-2. Bases 2757 to 4289 code for a protein of 510 amino acids. Gene Ontology annotation, biological process: protein phosphorylation; BMP signaling pathway; cellular response to growth factor stimulus. NCBI's taxonomy places the organism in Eukaryota, Metazoa, Chordata, Actinopteri, Cyprinodontiformes, Fundulidae. Gene Ontology annotation, molecular function: ATP binding; transforming growth factor beta receptor activity. The record is from RefSeq and is a predicted model, not a curated record. The transcript is spliced from 11 exons. Gene Ontology annotation, cellular component: signaling receptor complex; plasma membrane.
AUACAAUUUCGUAAGGCUUGAGCAUACAAAUUUUUUUUAAUUUUUUUUUACUUUUUACAGAUUGUUCAGAUUCCGGAGUCUUUUCCUUUGGCAUUUAAGUCUUGAAAUCGUGAUGUCCGUGAAUAACGUUUUGUGUCUGGAGAACAGUUUCUGUUGAUUUGACAAUUUUCUUCUGCUAAUUGACUAAUUGUUUGAUAUUUUCAUUUAAAAUCUCCUGAUGAUUUAAAGAAUCCCUGUUGCCAGAAACCUUUUGAAAGAGAAACGUGCUCAUAGGUACUCCACCAUACUUUCGGUGGACAUUAGGUCGUUUUCCACAUAGGCAUCCUUUGUUUUACCCAUUAUGGUUGUAAUGCAGAACUGGUGACCACAAGAUGCCAGUAGUCUUUACUGCUGUUCACGGUCAGUGAGCUGUGAAUUGUUUUUACCUCCAGUACCAUCCUCUUAUCUGUGAGUCAAAAUAAACUUGGUUCCUCAUACAAGCUGACAGCACUUCAUUAGAGAAAUGGUUCUCAACAGCCCCUUUUGUGUAGCCACUCAAAAGCCUGGGGCUUUGCAAAUCCAAUACACAUUUACCCGACUGAUUUCACUUUCUCUGAGUUUUACUCCCCCCCCCCCCAAAGCAGGUUGGAAAUUUGUCUAAAGAAUAGCUUUUAACUGAGAUAGAAAUAAUGGUGGUAAGAAUUGUGUUUUUUGUUUAAUUAAAUGUUAUGUUUUUACCCUCCUGCUGAUAAAGGUUUAUACAUGUUUAUGCUGUGGCAUUUUGGUUUUUAUGUUGCUGUUAUUUUUAUAGAAAUGUUUCUUUGACAUUAUAAUUAAAAGCUUACGUCUCUGAGUCGGACGUUACUUUCUUUUUUCUGUGAACUAAAAAUUAGCUCAGAUUUGUUUCCUGCCCAGAAGGGCAUAAGAAGUACAGCGGACUGCUCAUCAUCCAGAAGUGACAGGUAAUUAAGAUCUGCAACUAAAUAAAGUAAAAAAUAGAAACCUAUUUCAAGCAAAUACUAUUCAUCUUUGUCCGGCUGCAUACUUUGAACAUAAGUAAUCCUGCAGUUUUUACAGCUUUUGUGUUUAAAAAAAACAAAAUAUAAAAUCUGGAAAUUCAUUCUGUAACAGAAAUCAUCUUCAGAUAUUGUGAAACUCUCUUGCCAGCCCUAAGUUAGGUAGACACACUAGGAGUAUUUUUCAGCAGAUCUUAAAACAGCUAGUGUCCUUGUGCAAGGACAGCAGUGCAGGUGUGUCAGUGGGAGUGAUGAAGGCUAACAUGGGAAACUCCUCUGAAAUUCCCACAUAAGAUACUUCAAGCUUCCCAGCCUCCAGGCUGAUACUCAUCCACCAUGAAGCAGUGGUUGUUAGUUCUGGCUUUCGGUGAGUGAAGUAAAUUUGUUCCUUUUAGCUGCAUUCUUUCAUAUUGCUGUUCAUUUACAAUGGAUAUUUUACGUUCAUCUUUUUUAAUAACUGUUUGCAAUGAUAAAUCUUUCUACGUGUGUCCAUUAUAGAAGGCCUCUGUGUAUUUUUGUUUUGUUGCCUGACACACUGUGUGAAAAACCCAGCUAAACAUGGUGCAUGAACCUGGAUGCAAAAGUUUUUUUAUCUUUAUAAACAAUUGUUAAUUUUUUUUCAUGGAGUAAGGAAGUUGUCAAAAUUAAGUGUGCAGAUUCCAACAACUCGUGUUAGUAUUUUUUAUGUCAGAAAAAUACUGUGCACACAAUUCUGCUGUCAUAUAUGAGUCUAAAACAUUUUGUGGGCCAGGAUAGUUUUUAUGAGAGUAUGAAUCUGAAAUCUGUGAGACCAAAGUCUUUUAAAUACAACUCUAAUUACUACGACUACAAGUCUUCACUGCUGGGGACACAAAUUCACAUUUGUGGGUAUGAGUAGAAAUGUGAUGAAAUAACAGUAUAAGGGGGCCUUAUCGAAUGAGGAGAAAGUAUCUGCAGCAGUUAUGGCAGGCCAGAUGGAUGUAUGGAUAAUGUGGAGCAGCGUGGAGCUUGGUAAAAAAAACUACAUCCAUCUGGCGAGAGUCAGGUUAAUGGCAGGCCAUUUUAACAUAUAGUUGGCUUUACAUACAACAAACAUGAAAAACAAAGUUCCUUAUAAUGCCUAUGUUUGUCUAUCUAUAUCCUAUAAUCAAAAAAAAUGUCAAUACCAGUGUUACAGGCAAGAUAUAAUGUUACAUUAUUACUACACACAAUUUUUUUUUAUUCACCUAAAAUGAUAAUGAUAAUUUACAAGAUAUUUUUUGAAAAAAGCAUAAACAAAAAUAUAUCUCAUAUAUAGAUCAUAAAAAUGCAAACAAUUCUCAAACUGAAACCAAUGAAUAACUCUAACCAUAACACAUCGGGCAGUCACACGCUUUUAUGUUCAGAUCUGAAAUUUCAGCUGGAUCCAUCUGCAGGCAUUGUUAAUGCUACGACUGAAUGAAACAGGAAUCACAAUGAAUCUGAACAUUGAAUCAAACUCUCCAUUGUUCUCCAGAGGAAGCCGUGUUUAAACGUGGUCAAAUGCCAUUUCUUGAUCCAAUACUAUCAAGCCCAUUUCUAGAACCAGUGAACCGGAGACCUCCAAAACAUCCCGAAUUAGGUAGAUGUUAUCUAGCAUGGAUCUGCCGGGGAUGCGGUGGGCCUGGAUCUUGUAAUCUGUGCAGACGAGAGACACAGGACGGCAGUUCUAAAUGUCCCGCAGGCUUCCUGAAAACAACUGUAAAUAUAAAAAAUUUAAAAAACCUGGUUGAAAUUCAAUAUGUAUUUUAAGAACAAAGUUGUAUGUGUUUAUUCUCUUUCAAACAGGAAAAAGGCUCAGAUAGAUAUCUGUUUGAACUUAUUCAGUUAUUAAUCAAGGCUCUUGUAUUUCUUCCUCAUCCAGAAUGUCUCUUUAUGCACAUAUAUCACCAGUCCUUGGUCCCAAAGAGAAGCUGCGCUUUCGAAGUGAGACCCUUGUGGUACCACAGGUACUCCGCUGCAGGCCUUGUGAUGGGCUCCAAGCAGCUCUGUAAAAAAACCCAGUGCUGUGUGGGCAUUUAUCAGGUCAUCGAUUACCAGCUGAAGGUCAACACUCUUGCAUGCAAUGUGGUAAAAAAAACUUGCCUGGAGGAAACCUGCGAUGUGCAACUACCCUUAAAAUCUCAGUUUAUUAGCUGUAUAUGCAGAACAGACAUGUGCAACCGUAACAUCUCAUUGAUUUCAGAACCAGAGCGACCUCCAAAACCCCGCAUGUAUGCUGCAGGAACAAAUUUCAAAGCAGCAUUGGUGGUGGUGGUGGUGGUGGUGGUGAUUCUCUUCGUUUCUGUGUUCAUCAUUAUUGGCAUCAAGUGGAGAAGCAAGGAAAAAACCAAUACGGGGAUCCAGAGUGAAGAUGUCCAACACAUGUGUUCCUGUCAAAUAAAAGCUCCAGAGAACCAGAUUACUGACAUUGAACUACAGGAGGUUCUGGGACGGGGGCAGUUUGCAACUGUUUAUCAAGGGAACUACGGGAGAUCGGUAGUGGCUGUGAAAGUGUACCCUGCAAACUGGAAGCAUCGAUAUUUUAAGGAAAAGGAGGUUUAUGAACUUCCAAUGAUGAAGCAUGAGAGGAUUACGGAGUUCUUAGGCACGGGGAGGAAAGCAGACGAUGGCAGCCUGCUCAUUGUGCUUCAGUACGCUGAAUAUGGUUCUCUUCAUUCUUUUCUGUGUAAACACACCAGCAGCUGGAUGCUGUCCAUGAAGCUAUGCCAGACCUUAUCGGAGGGACUUUCCUAUCUUCACUCUGACCUCAGCAGCAAUGACAUGCACAAACCUGCUGUCGCCCACGGAGACCUCAGCAGCUCUAAUGUACUGGUGAGAGCUGAUGGGACCUGUGUCCUGUGUGAUUUUGAAUCCUCCACUAUCCUGCGUUCUUGUUCAGGGCAUCAGCUCUGGCAAGACCACUUCACAAACAUGCAGGGUCACCCUCAGUUUUGCACGCUCAACUACAUGUCCCCGGAGAUCCUGGAGAGCACCGUGGAUCUCAGAAGCAGCUCAUUUCGCCUGCAGGGGGACAUCUAUGCUUUGGGUCUGAUUUUGUGGGAGAUAUGGAUGCGCUGCUUUGAUUUAUUUAAAGGUGGCGAUGUCCCACAGCAUCUCCUGCCUUAUGAAUUGGAGUUAGAAGCCAACGUAACGCUGGAGAGGCUCAUCUUUCACGUGUCUGAGAUGAACAGAAGGCCCUCCGUACCUGAAAACUGGGGACCUGCUCUGAAGGAGCUGCUGACAGACUGCUGGGACCAGGACACUGAUGCUCGACUGACAGCUCCAUGUGUCCUAGGCAGAUUAAUGUCUCUGUAGCUAGGGCUGGACGAUAAUUCAAUAGCAAUAUAUAUCGAUCAAUAGACGUGUAGUUCAAUUGAAAAAAGGGUCAAUAAAAAGUUCAAUGGAAGAACAGUAUUCCUUCCUU